Molecule: messenger RNA, 1041 nt
Organism: Metopolophium dirhodum (rose-grain aphid)
Lineage: Eukaryota; Metazoa; Arthropoda; Insecta; Hemiptera; Aphididae
Product: DNA replication licensing factor Mcm3-like
Exons: 1
Coding region: 1-1041 (346 amino acids)
Biological process (GO): DNA strand elongation involved in DNA replication; double-strand break repair via break-induced replication; mitotic DNA replication initiation
Cellular component (GO): MCM complex; nucleus
Molecular function (GO): single-stranded DNA helicase activity; single-stranded DNA binding; ATP binding
Source: RefSeq, a predicted model, not a curated record
AUGGCAGACAAUCAGGAAGUUGUAACUGAAUAUUUAGACUUCUUGGACGACGAGUUGCGGGAGAACCUUUACCAUCGCCGUGUGCAACAUCUUAUUGAUGAAAACGGUCAAAGACUACUGGUUUGUAUAGACGACCUUCGUAACUAUUUACCACGUAGAUGUGCACAAUUAUUGUAUAAUUUUAUUGAAGAGGAGGUAGCUUUUAAAAAAGCGUUAAAAAUAUUCGUCACCAAACUGAAUGAAAACUAUGGAAACAAAUACGAAGUAUUUUUUGUUGGGUUCUAUGGAGCUUUUGGUGGCAACCAUGUGACACCAAGAACUUUAAGAUGUAAGUUUAUAGGUAGGUUGGUGUGCCUAGAGGGGGUAGUGUCUCGGAUGUCGAAUGUUGAAAAUGUACUGGUGAAAAGUGUACACUACUGCCCUGCUACUAAGCAGAUGCACGAGCAUAGGCACGCCGACUACACUUCCCCGAAUUACGCGUUUACGGCAAAUACAUCAAGCAUCAGAUACCCAACUAGAGAUGAUGACGGUAAUCUGCUUGAAACAGAGUUUGGGCUCAGUGUUUUCAAAGAUCGGCAGACUGUCACCAUCCAGGAAUCCGUUGAUAAAAUCCCAGCCGGGCUGGCCCGGUAUGUUGAUGUCUUGGUGGAAGAUGAUUUGGUAGAUACGUUUAAAUCGGGUGACAGGAUCAUGAUUGUAGGGGCUUAUCGAAGUUUUUUGCCACCAACAGGCAGCAUUUUCUUCGAGACCAAUGUUGUCGCAAAUAACAUCAUUGUAAAAAAUGCCAACUUUUCUGUAGAUAAAACAGACAUUACCCUAUGCAGGAACUUAGUAGCCGAAAAAAAGGACACCAUAUUCGAUUUGUUGGCCGAUUCCAUAGCGCCUAGCGUCUAUGGCCAUGCACCUGUAAAAAAAGCAAUUGUUUGUUUAUUGUUGGGUGGUGUAGAAACUACACUACCUAACAAAACACGUUUAAGAGGAAAUAUAAAUAUGUUAUUGAUUGGGGAUACGUCAGUGGCGAAAUCACAAUUUCUGAGGUAA